UGUGAAUCAGGAUUACGCGAUGCUCCUUUACGCAGUGUGUAGUUUAAUGGUUCCGCUUUACGUUGAGAGUGGUAAAGUUUUAAUAUUACCAGCAGAGUACAGUCACUGGCACAACAUGCGGACGAUAGUGGAUGAGCUGGCAGAAAGAAACCACAACAUCACAGUGUUGGUCAGCUCAUCUUCUCCCUCUGUGAAGUCAUUUCAGAGCGAGCGCGUAAACUUCAAGAUUUAUCAAGUGCCUUUGGGGAAAGAUGAAGUGAACGACAUGUGGGAAGAAUUUACUGAUCUGUGGAUGCACCAGGCCUGGACUGCUUCUAAAAUACAAAUGCUUUUUAGAACCAUUGCUGUAAUGGACCGCGUCACUUCUCAUAAUGUCAUGAUAUGUGAUGGAUUUUUGCGCAACGAGGAGGUUAUUGACACACUGAAACGGUCACAUUUCGACGUCAUACUGAGUGAUCCUAUGAUGCCUUGUAGUGAUGUCUUGGCAGAAAUAUUGGCUGUACCGUUCGUAUUAUCGUUGAGGUUUACGUUUGGUUAUUCUUUUGAGAGGGAAUGUGGCCAACUGUCAACACCUCCGUCAUAUGUACCUUCUGUGCCCGCUCCGACUCGGUUCGCAUUCACAGACCGCAUGGACUUUGUGGAGAGGUUGCAGAAUUUUGUGAUGUACGGAAUUCAUACUGCCGUGUUCUAUUUCCACACCAAGCUGACCAUAAAUAAAUACCUCAGUGAAAUCAGAGGUAAACCAACAGAGCUUUGUGAUGUCCUCAACAAAGCUGACAUUUGGUUGAUCAGAACCUAUUGGGAUGUGGAGUACCCCCGACCAUUACUCCCCAAUUUCAAAUUCGUUGGAGGCCUGCAUUGCAAACCAGCAAAAUCUCUCCCAGAAGACAUGGAGGAGUUUGUCCAAAGUUCUGGGGAUGCUGGCAUUGUGGUGUUCUCACUGGGAUCCAUGAUCAAGAACCUCACCAUGGAGAGGGCCAAUGCCAUCGCCUCUGCACUUGGGCAAAUACCACAAAAGGUCCUAUGGAGGUACUGUGGAGUGAAGCCAGAGACAUUGGCCCCCAAUACAAGACUUUAUGAUUGGCUGCCACAGAAUGAUCUUCUUGGUCAUCCAAAGACCAAAGCCUUCAUCACCCACGGUGGCACCAAUGGCCUCUACGAGGCUAUCUACCAUGGAGUGCCCAUGGUCGGGAUUCCUUUCUUCGCUGACCAGCCUAACAAUAUGAACCACAUGUCAAAGCAAGGGGCAGCUCUCAGCCUGGAUUUCAACAGUAUGGAGAGUAAAGAUCUAGUGGAUGCCCUCAACACAGUCAUCAACGUCCCAUCGUACAAGGAGAACAUCAUGAGGCUGUCCAGGAUUCAGCACGACCAACCAAUGAGGCCACUGGAUGAGGCGGUGUUCUGGAUCGAGUUUGUCAUGCGCAACAAGGGUGCCAAGCACUUACGUGUGCAGUCCCACAACCUCAGCUGGUACCAGUACCACUGCCUGGACGUCUUUGCUUUUCUGCUGGCCAUAGUAGGACUGUUCAGUGUUGUCAUGGUCAAGUCAUGUUGUUUCUGCCUCAGGAGGUGUUGUGGGAAAAGUGCCAUGAAAAGGAAAAAGGAAUGAAAUUGUUUCUAUUGAAUUUCAGUUUGAUAAGAGCUAUGCACUGUGUGUGCGUAUAUACGUAUACCUCAAUGUUGGAUGGCCUCCAACAGUCUUGUCAAUCAUGCCAAUUAAGGGGUACAAGGGCCUGUAUUUUUAUAUUACAUAAUUUAAUUCACAUUUUUUAAAUUUUAGGUGUGUCUGUAUGAUAUGUUUUUGUUUUUAUCCUGGUGCAAGAAGUCUGACCUAUUUCAAACACAAAAAAAGACCAAAGAAAAGAGUUUAGAAGGCCACAGUCAUCCUCUACGACAGUUGUAAUGGGAGAAACCAUUCAGACUUACUAGUUACACACAUCUUAACAUUGUACUUGACAAUAAGCUGAAAAAGGACAUAUGGACUGAUUUACUGCAUACCAAGACACAACAAAGAAUGUACUUUGUAUCCCCAUAAUGCCCGGCGUACAACCAGUAGCACACUGUGAUCGUCAUUGAAAGGUUAAUUACCAUAUACUCUGACAACACAGGGCCUUUAGUAAUGCGCUAUGACUCAGUCAUUGCCAUUCUGGUAACAGCAAAUUUAUAACGCAGUGUUUUAACGGGUUUAAGAAAUUGCAUGUUUUUCAAAGUGCACUGUGUAAUAUUUUUAGUAGUUCAUUUCCAGAAUUCACGCCCUCCAUUCAUAAAUGUUACCUUUAAAAAAUACUUACCACCACCAUUAAAUUCUAAGUAUUCAUUAUGACUGGGAAAAUUACAUUUUACAUACAUGAAAAGGGUCUCUUUUCAAUUGAGAAAUGGGCAUUUUCAGCUGCUAAACUUACUGUCCUUUGGUCACACUAGUUUAUUGGUUUACUAUUCAUGAAAAGAUCAAAUUUGGUUAUAGGCAGCAUAGUUUCAAUGAGCAGCAUAUUUGCAAUACCUACUCUGGCCAUUAUCUUACACGGUGCACCUUUACACGUAAUAAUGCAUAUUGCUAAUAAAGUCUACUUAUCCAGGCUUGCUGAAUCUGAGUCCUCUUGGAGAAAAGCUGCAUUGUAACUACGUUUCAGUAUUCCAGCUAGAACUAUAAAACUAUAGCCUAGUCCCAUGAGUUUUGUUUCCAAAUCAUUGUAUUGCACCAUAUCUAUUCUGUAGAAUACUGCAGUAAA
Engraulis encrasicolus (European anchovy) is the source of this 2729-nucleotide messenger RNA. Its product is annotated as UDP-glucuronosyltransferase 2A1-like. The transcript is spliced from 6 exons. Gene Ontology annotation, molecular function: glucuronosyltransferase activity. Bases 20 to 1609 code for a protein of 529 amino acids. The record is from RefSeq and is a predicted model, not a curated record. NCBI's taxonomy places the organism in Eukaryota, Metazoa, Chordata, Actinopteri, Clupeiformes, Engraulidae.